Leishmania major strain Friedlin is the source of this 2235-nucleotide messenger RNA. RefSeq lists its product as hypothetical. The record is from RefSeq and is a predicted model, not a curated record. The coding region runs from base 1 to 2235 and encodes 744 amino acids. Lineage: Eukaryota; Euglenozoa; Kinetoplastea; Trypanosomatida; Trypanosomatidae. The transcript has a single exon.
AUGCCGUCUGUGGGGUCCGGCUACACCUUUGCGGACUUCCUGCAGCGGCUGGAGCGCAGCCCGGCGUCGCAAAUGCCCCUCCUCUACCACGAACACCGCCUCCUUUUUGUAAAUCGACCCGACAUGCUCUCGAGGGCGGUCCUGUCGGUCUCGUGGGAAAGGGGGCUGACAAUCCUACAAGCAGCCUACUACACCCAGCCGGUGGCUGCGGAGACGUACAGGGCGUUGUUAGCCCGAAUGCUGCGACACAACCGGCACGUGUCGAAGACCGGCGCAGGUCAGCUUGUCAGCUGGCAGGCCGCGAUAAAGGUCAUGAGCGAGGCAGUGCUGGCGCACGGCACCUCGCUGCCGACCCGCGUGUCCGUCUCGACGCUGCGCCUGCUCGCACCACACCGGCAGUGGCGCACGGCCAUCGACGUACUGAAGCUUAACCAGGCGAAUGGGCAGCUUACAAAGCCGAUGUUGGUGGAUGCAGCUCACGCGUGUGCAACGUCAGCGGCAUGGCCCCAUGCCCUCCAGCUGCUUAUGCACCUUCAUCAGCAGGAUCCGCCGCUUCUGUUUGACGCAAUACAGAGUAUGCGACCACCUGGCACGACAACCCUCACAGCCGCUGCCAGCGCUCACGCAUUGCUUCCGUCCGUGCGCGACGGCGGAGCCCCAACACCGGCGCAGCAGCAUAUUUUGAGCGUCCUGAACAGCGUGGUUGGGAGCGUUCCGCAUGAGGUGGCAGCGCGGAGCCCACUCUGCACAUCGUACCUGACUCACCUGCUGGCGAGCACCACGUUGGCACCCGAGCUGAAGGUGCAGCGGGCAACGGCGGCCAUGGCGCAGCUGCCGUGGACAGCCGCGCUGGCACUGCUGAGUGACCUGAGCGAGCCGGCCUUGCUGACAGAUGCGGAGUGGACGCGUGUGCGCGACACCGUUGUGCUCCCCUCCAACUCUGACGUCGGUAAAGGAGACGGUGGCAGCGGCGUAGGGGAGGAGCGACAGCGGCGGCGGCCGUUGUCAGCGAAGAGAAGGCCGAAGAGAGAGAGAGACGCCUCCUCUGUUGUCACGUUGCCCGAUGCGGUGGAGCCAGAAAAGGACGAGGAGGCCGCGGAGGGCGCGGUGCCAUCCUCUUUCACGUCUCUGAACGCUUCCAUCUCGCCAUCGGCACCAUCGGUGACGUCCGCAGCAGCUUCACACCCCCACCAGGACACCGCCGUACUCAGUACAGCGGUUCUCUUCUCUCGCAUGCAGCUCCUACGCGCGUCUCCCCUGACAGCAGCAGCCAUGAUCGCCGUUAUAGUGGAAAAGCUUCCCACGCCGGAGAUGGCAGCCGCGUUUCUCCAGAGCUGCGCAGCGCACCUGGCGCAGCCCGUGCCGGCCCCUUCCUCGGCACCGGAUGCUCUCGACACCGCGCUACACGGUGGUGGCCCCACCGUGGGCUCGGUGGCAGCCGCACGCCACCCUGUUGUCGUCCACGCGCUCUUGCGCAACUGCGCCCGACACGAAAACGGCUGGGCUAUUGCAGCACCGGCGCUGCUUGGCCACAGCGCGGCGCAGGCGACGACCCCACCUGAGCUACUCAGCUCACUUGUUCGACAGCUGCGGCAGGCGAAACAAGUAGCGUUGGCGGUGCGCCUGCUUCACGAGCACAUUAUCCCUUCUGGCAGUCUCUUGACACCAACGUCGUGGGAGGACAUGCUGGAAUGCACGCUGGCACACAACCGUGCCAUUCGCCUGCGACACCUUCAAAGAAAAAGGGGGAACUCACGCGACGGUAGUGUGGCCGCAAAGGCGGCCCCGAGGCUAUCGAGCGUUCACUGGGUGUCUGCGCUGAGCUGGGUGAAAAACCGGCAGACGACCUCCAGCGAGGAUCGGAUUUGCAAGACGGGCACCGGCCCAUCGCAGGGUGCCACGCAGCGGCAUCCGCUGGAAGUUGUCGCUCUAGAACGGCCCCUGUCACACAAGACGCUAAGCCUCCUCAUCAACGUCUGCGUGCUGGGAGGCAGCCCGCAGGGUGCCCUGCACGUGCUUGGCUACGCGCGCCGUGUAAACAAGACGGAGCUGCCCUGCACAUCGCAGAUACGAGCGCUUCUGUACUGCAUGCAGUACGAUCGCCCUUGCGAAGCAGAGGCAAUCGUGGAGCAGUGCGCGAAACGUGAAGGCGAGGCCGCCGCGCAACCGUUGCGGCACCUGCUGCGGCUGAUAGGAGAGGGGAAGUCUAAUGAUGACGAAGGAGACGAGGGGUGA